AUGAGCAGCAAGCCCAGAUCGCGCUCUGGGUGUGAAAACUGUCGCCUCAAGCAUAUCAAGUGCGACGAGGCUAAGCCCAAAUGCUCCCGAUGCUCCACGAGAAACCUCCACUGCAACUAUACACUCACGCUCCAGUUCAGGGAAGAUGUAGAGAGAAAAGGCCGCAAGUUCGGCCGUGAAGGCGUCUGGUACAAGAACGGGGCCUCAAAGCGGGCGCUGUCGUCGUCGAACUCCCUCGUUUCCAAAAGCAAGAGUGCCCACUAUGAGCGGCUCCGCAGAAGCCAGCUACGCUUCAUCAAUACUUUCUAUCGAGACUUCCAGUCUGCAAAAAUCCCUAUCUCAUUACAGCUGUCCAUCAUCCCUAAUGACAUCAUCAACUCCAUCGAUGGCGACUUUCUGAGCUUGAGCUUCGCCCUCAACUACUAUGUGAGCUUCAUUUCUCCCAUCCUCAACCCGUUGGGAAGCGAAACCGUCUACUUGAACCAUUUAGACAACAACAAGUACAUCGUUAUCGAGAAGGGCUUGGACUUAACGGCCUUGAUACAAUACUCGCAACGGGAACAGCAUCUUUUCUACCUAAUACUCGCGUUGGGGUCCAUCUAUUUAUCGAAGUUGGUCAACGGAGAUGCAAAACAAGUGUGGAUAGCAAAGGCUCAAAAAUUCCAGCAAAUGGCUAUUAACAGUUCUGGUGGUUCAGUAGCAAGUACUCCACGGCAGAUAGAAUCCAUGGACCCAACUGUGGAGGACUUGGGCGACGACUACGAGCUCUCCUCCAACCAAUCCGCAAUCAGUGUUCACGACCAACUUACGCCACAACCACAAUCCUCGUCAGCAAACUCACAAACCCUCCUUUCCUAUGUUCUACUCAUUCUUUACGAACUUGCUAAUGAUUGCAAUCUGCAGUGGACGGUAUACCUCAAAUUAUCCAAAAAUUUGAUCCAUAAUAAUGACUUCAUAAUCCCCCACAACUCGAUCGAAUAUUCUCUUCUUAAAUUCGGGUUGGAAUUUCUCGACUAUCACGAAGCUAUCGGAAGAACUGCGUGCAAGGAUACCAAUAGUUUCUUCUUGAAGUAUGAAGAUGAAGGAAUGGCCAAUAAUGAUCCAUCCGGAAGUCCGGCUCCAAUCAAGCUUGUAUCGUGGAUUGGAUGUGAUAGAAAUCUUCUCAGUAUACUUCAGGACAUUACUGACCUCUCUUUCGAAAAGGAGAAAUCCGGAGUAUCAACGCAGGACUACCAGUCAAUUUGUGAAACCAUUAGACAAAGGAUCGAACUUCAGAAUCUUAAUGUUUUGGAUCCACUCCUAGAUAUCGCAAAUGUUCCAGAAACUGCAAGCACCAAAUCCUUCAUGGACUCCCGAGUGGAACUCAUGAUAAGUGAUCACGGAAAUACCGAAGAGUUCUGUUACUUGUUGGCCUGUGAGCUCAAGAGACUUGCUGCAGUGAUAUAUUUUGAAUGUUGUCUCCUUGACAAAACUCCUGAAGACCCCGAAAUUUCCAAGUUGGUGAAAGUCAUCUUUAAGGUGUUGGAAAUUCUCGUGCUCAAGAAUGAUUUCAAGUGGUAUGCUACUUUAAUUUGGACAGUUUACAUUGCCAGUUGCGAAAUAUCGCACUGGAGCGAGGACUGUGAAGAACUUCGCUAUUUGAGUCUUGAAGUGCUAGAGAAGAUUGAAGGACAGUCGUUAGGAAAUGUCAAUAGAACAAGAGAAAUGAUUUUGAAUAUUUGGAGAAAAAGGGACCUCGAAGAAGCUGACGAAAAGAGCUUCGGCUCUUUGAAGAACACAAAGCGAGUCAAGAACUCGAUAUCCCAUGCCAAUGACUGGGAUACUUACGUUGUUGAUAAGGACUGCAGGCUUUCCAUGGGUUAA
Suhomyces tanzawaensis NRRL Y-17324 is the source of this 1863-nucleotide messenger RNA. RefSeq lists its product as uncharacterized. The record is from RefSeq and is a predicted model, not a curated record. Gene Ontology annotation, cellular component: nucleus. Bases 1 to 1863 code for a protein of 620 amino acids. Gene Ontology annotation, molecular function: transcription cis-regulatory region binding; zinc ion binding; DNA-binding transcription factor activity, RNA polymerase II-specific. The transcript has a single exon. Lineage: Eukaryota; Fungi; Ascomycota; Pichiomycetes; Serinales; Debaryomycetaceae. Gene Ontology annotation, biological process: positive regulation of transcription by RNA polymerase II.